AUGGAGGUGUCAGCGGGGCAGGACGGCAUCCAGCGGCUGCUGGCGGCGGAGCAGGAAGCGCAGGCGAUAGUGGCCAAGGCCAGGAAAGCCAAGACUGAGCGCCUGAAGCAAGCCAAGACCGAGGCGGAGCGCGAGAUAGCGGCGUUCAAGGCUGAGCGGGAGGCUGAGUUCAAGCGCAAGGUGGCCGAGGACAGCAGCAGCUCCCAGGGCAACGUGGCUAAGCUCACCGAGGAGUCGUCCAAGGCGGUCACGUCGAUCCAGAGCAGCAUCGCCAGCAAGAAGAAGGAGGUGCUCGACCUGCUGAUGCACCAUGUCACCACCGUCAAGCUGGUCAAGUGAUGGGAGGGCCCAAAGUAAUGUCCAGCUGGACAAGUUAUGAAAGGGCUUUACGCGACGGCUGGCCCACCAGCCUGAACCCACCGCCCACCUGACCUACCCACGGGGAUAGCUGCCGCUGCUGAGCCGCGUGCCAUCCUGUGCUGUGUUGCCUGCCCACUCCCCCUGCACUGUAUUCUUCUGUCUGCUGUAUCCUCUUUUGGGAACCACCAAUGAUGUCAACAGCCCUGUGUUG
Chlorella variabilis is the source of this 571-nucleotide messenger RNA. RefSeq lists its product as hypothetical. The transcript is spliced from 3 exons. The record is from RefSeq and is a predicted model, not a curated record. Bases 1 to 339 code for a protein of 112 amino acids. Gene Ontology annotation, cellular component: vacuolar proton-transporting V-type ATPase complex. Gene Ontology annotation, molecular function: proton-transporting ATPase activity, rotational mechanism. Gene Ontology annotation, biological process: proton transmembrane transport. NCBI's taxonomy places the organism in Eukaryota, Viridiplantae, Chlorophyta, Trebouxiophyceae, Chlorellales, Chlorellaceae.